AUGACGAUUGAACGCAAAGUCAAAGAAGGUGGUCCAUUCACCUGGACGCAAAUCCAGCAAUUUGUAAAAUCAAACCAACUUGAAUCAUUUGCUAGAAGCGAAGAGCAGUUCCACAACUAUCAACAAUUUAAAACCGAUCUAUUGGCAUAUGGUAUUACUUUAAAUGACUAUGUGUUAAAUGAAGAGCUAGAAUGGAAACAAGAUGACAUUCGUUGUCAAACAUCACCAGCAACACCAUCACAAGAAUAUUCAAUAUCACAGCCGCAAGAUCUUAUUCUUUAUAAUGAUGACGAUGUAAAGAUAAUUCCUAACAAGUUUCCUUACUAUUUCGAAGACUCAGUGGUUCAUUUAUGUGUUUGGUCGAAAUUAACCAUACCCAAUGAUGCCGACUCUCCUGUAGGAGAUAUAUCGCCACUCACCAGACGAAUUAUUGAACGAUAUUUGGAAAAGACAUUUAUUGAAAAAGGUGUUCUGGAAGACAAUAUACUUUGGUUUAAAAAUUGGUCGAGUUUGCAAAGUGUCAGGAGUGUAAGCCAUAUUCAUGUGCUUCUACACGAUGUUGACAAUGGGCUUAUUCAGAAACUUCUUGGAACUUCAGGCAAUACAUUGACCUUGGAGGAUUAUAAGGAGCUGCUUGAUGAAUAG
Lodderomyces margitis is the source of this 645-nucleotide messenger RNA. RefSeq names its product GIG1 family protein. The record is from RefSeq and is a predicted model, not a curated record. Gene Ontology annotation, biological process: N-acetylglucosamine metabolic process. The coding region runs from base 1 to 645 and encodes 214 amino acids. NCBI's taxonomy places the organism in Eukaryota, Fungi, Ascomycota, Pichiomycetes, Serinales, Debaryomycetaceae. Gene Ontology annotation, cellular component: cytoplasm. The transcript has a single exon.